AGAGAUCACCUCAGGCGCUCGCGGUGCAAUCACAGAGCGCGCUGUCGCCGCUCGAGCUCGCCCUGAGAUCCCUCCGCUCAGCGCCUUCAACACCGUGUCCCGGCACCCCGCACCCGGGCACACAAAAAACGGGUCGCCAGCGAUUCUCAGGGAUUGAUCGCCUCUUCAGCUAAGUUAUCUUCCGGCCCCGUACCACUGUGCCACAGGCGCAGCCCGCUUCCUCAGGUGCCCUAUCCCGCGCAAGAAGACCACGGCUUCACAGAGUGUUAUUUAAGGGGCGUGGCCAGCGGAACAUCCCGCCCCAUUCUGUGACGCACGGGGUGGUGCGCGUGGGACCCGAGGGGUGGGGCUGGGUUUAGUGGGAGACCUGGGGCAAGGCCGCCUGUGGACGACCAUCUGCCAGCUUCUCUCGUUCCGUCGAUUGGGAGGAGCGGUGGCGACCUCGGCCUUCAGUGUUUCCGACGGAGUGAAUGGCGGCGGCGGCUGGGAUGCUGCUGCUGGGCUUGCUGCAGGCGGGUGGGUCGGUGCUGGGCCACGCGAUGGAGAAGGUGACAGGCGGCAACCUCUUGUCCAUGCUGCUGAUCGCCUGCGCCUUCACCCUCAGCCUGGUCUACCUGUUCCGUCUCGCCGCAGGCCACCUGGUCCAGCUGCCCGCAGGGGUGAAAAGUCCUCCAUACAUUUUCUCCCCAAUUCCAUUCCUUGGGCAUGCCAUAGCAUUUGGGAAAAGUCCAGUUGAAUUUCUAGAAAAUGCAUAUGAGAAGUAUGGACCUGUAUUUAGUUUUACCAUGGUAGGCAAGACAUUUACUUACCUUCUGGGGAGUGAUGCUGCUGCACUGCUUUUUAAUAGUAAAAAUGAAGACCUGAAUGCAGAAGAUGUCUACAGUCGCCUGACAACACCUGUGUUUGGGAAGGGAGUUGCAUACGAUGUGCCUAAUCCAGUUUUCUUGGAGCAGAAGAAAAUGUUAAAAAGUGGCCUUAACAUAGCCCACUUUAAACAGCAUGUUUCUAUAAUUGAAAAAGAAACAAAGGAAUACUUUGAGAGUUGGGGAGAAAGUGGAGAAAAAAAUGUGUUUGAAGCUCUUUCUGAGCUCAUAAUUUUAACAGCUAGCCAUUGUUUACAUGGAAAGGAAAUCAGAAGUCAACUCAAUGAAAAGGUAGCACAGCUGUAUGCAGAUUUGGAUGGAGGUUUCAGCCAUGCAGCCUGGCUCUUACCAGGUUGGCUGCCUUUGCCUAGUUUCAGACGCAGGGACAGAGCUCAUCGGGAAAUCAAGGAUAUUUUCUAUAAGGCAAUCCAGAAACGCAGACAGUCUCAAGAAAAAAUUGAUGACAUUCUCCAAACUUUACUAGAUGCUACAUACAAGGAUGGGCGUCCUUUGACUGAUGAUGAAGUAGCAGGGAUGCUUAUUGGAUUACUCUUGGCAGGGCAGCAUACAUCCUCAACUACUAGUGCUUGGAUGGGCUUCUUUUUGGCCAGAGACAAAACACUUCAAGAAAAAUGUUAUUUAGAGCAGAAAACAGUCUGUGGAGAGAAUCUGCCUCCUUUAACUUACGACCAGCUCAAGGAUCUAAAUUUACUUGAUCGCUGUAUAAAAGAAACAUUAAGACUUAGACCUCCUAUAAUGAUCAUGAUGAGAAUGGCCAGAACUCCUCAGACUGUGGCAGGGUAUACCAUUCCUCCAGGACAUCAGGUGUGUGUUUCUCCCACUGUCAAUCAAAGACUUAAAGACUCAUGGGUAGAACGCCUGGACUUUAAUCCUGAUCGCUACUUACAGGAUAACCCAGCAUCAGGGGAAAAGUUUGCCUAUGUGCCAUUUGGAGCUGGGCGUCAUCGUUGUAUUGGGGAAAAUUUUGCCUAUGUUCAAAUUAAGACAAUUUGGUCCACUAUGCUUCGUUUAUAUGAAUUUGAUCUCAUUGAUGGAUACUUUCCCACUGUGAAUUAUACAACUAUGAUUCACACCCCUGAAAACCCAGUUAUCCGUUACAAACGAAGAUCAAAAUGAAAAAGGUUGCAAGGAACUAAUAUAUGUGAUUAUCACUGUAAGCCACAAAGGCAUUCGAAGAGAAUGAAGUGUACAAAACAACUCUUGUAGUUUACUGUUUGAGUGUGUAAUUCUAAAAGCCAGUUUAUGAUUUAGUAUUUUGUUAACUGAAUGGUUCUAUCAAAUACAAUAGCAUUUGAAACAUUUUCUAAUAGUUAUGAUACUUAUACAUGUGCUUUCAGGAAGUUCCUUAGUGAAACAAUUGUUCAGGGGGGAUCUAGGUAAUUGGCAGAUUCUAAAUAAUAUAAUUUUCAGAUAGUAAUUUUAGGAGUACUCAUAGCUCUUGCCAAAUAAGUUCAGGGUAUUCAAAUCUUGGACUAGUCCUGCAAGGUAUAAAGAAUAAAAAUCCCAGUGAGAUACUUGGAAACCACAGUUUUUUAUUUAUCUGGGCAAUUAUUGUGUGUGUGAGGAUGGAAGGGUAGGGAAUAAUUGAACAUCUAAAGCCUUGAAUAAGAGAAUACUAAUUGUUUUGGUAUGAUGAUACUCAGAAAUGGAGAUAUUAUAGGAAAAAGAAAUCCUUUGGAAUUUUAACUAAAAUCACUGCAUAUGGGAAAUUAAGAGAUCCAGGACCAUAUUUGAUAAGAUUUCCUAAAAAUAAUGUAAUUAUUAAUGCUAAAGACUGCUCAUGUAUCUUGAUCUAAUUACUAAAUAAUUACAUAUUUACCUGAUAAAUAUGUAUCUAGUUCUACAAGGUCACAUUUAUGUGGAAGUCCAAAGUCAAGUCCUUAGGGGAUAAUUUUGUUUUGGCUCAGUUGUUCCCUGCUUCCUUUUUUUUUUUUUUUUUUGAGAUGGAGUCUCGCUCUGUCGCCCAGGCUGGAGUGCAGUGGUGCGAUCUCAGCUCACUGCAUCCUCCACCUCCCGGGUUCAAGCAAUUCUCUGCCUCAGCCUCCCAAGUAGUUGGGAUUACAGGCACCUGCCACCAUGCCUGGCUAAUUUUUUGUAUUUUUAGUAGAGACGGGGUUUCACUAUGUUGGCUAGGCUGGUCUUGAACUCCUGACCUCGUGAUCCACCUGCCUUGGCCUCCCAAAGUGCUGGGAUUAUAGGCAUGAGCCACCGCACCUGGCCUUCCCUGCUUCCUCUCUAGAAUCCAAUUAGGGAUGUUUGUUACUACUCAUAUUGAUUAAAACAGUUAACGAACUUUUUUCUUUUUAAAAUGUGAGAUCAGAGAACUCUGGUUUUAAGAUAAUCUGAAACAAGGUCCUUGGGAGUAAUAAAAUUGGUCACAUUCUGUAAAGCACAUUCUGUUUAGGAAUCAACUUAUCUCAAAUUGUAACUCGGGGCCUAACUAUAUGAGAUGGCUGAAAAAAUACCACAUCGUCUGUUUUCACUAGGUGAUGCCAAAAUAUUUUGCUUUAUGUAUAUUACAGUUCUUUUUAAAACAAACACUGGAAGACUCAUGUUAAACUCUAAUUGUGAAGGCAGAAUCUCUGCUAAUUUUUCACAUUAAAAUUCUCUUUGAAAAAAUAAA
Molecule: messenger RNA, 3507 nt
Organism: Gorilla gorilla gorilla (western lowland gorilla)
Lineage: Eukaryota; Metazoa; Chordata; Mammalia; Primates; Hominidae
Gene: CYP51A1
Product: cytochrome P450 family 51 subfamily A member 1
Exons: 10
Coding region: 471-2000 (509 amino acids)
Molecular function (GO): heme binding; iron ion binding; oxidoreductase activity, acting on paired donors, with incorporation or reduction of molecular oxygen
Source: RefSeq, a predicted model, not a curated record